Linum tenue is the source of this 357-nucleotide messenger RNA. The record is from the annotation of a GenBank genome assembly. Lineage: Eukaryota; Viridiplantae; Streptophyta; Magnoliopsida; Malpighiales; Linaceae.
AUGAGAACGGAGGUGGAGAUCUCGUGGAAGCCGCCACCUCCUGAGUGGGUCACCCUCAAUUCAGACGGUUCCGUUCUUACUGAUUCAGGCCAUGCAGCGGCAGGUGGCCUGAUUAGAGAUCACACUGGACGUUGUUUAACAGCGUUCGCUUAUAACUUGGGUGCGUGUUCUAUCACCCGAGCAGAAUUGAGGGGCGCGGUAGAGGGUCUUCAACUGGCUUGGAACAUGGGCUAUCGGCGGGUGAAUGUUGAGUUGGACUCACUAUGCUCGGUUCAUCUUCUCACCAGUAACGAGCAUAGGGAUCACCAACAUGCUGCUAUCAUCGACAGGUUCCAAGACUUAACGACUCGCGACUAG